This is a messenger RNA of Hypoxylon fragiforme, 2151 nucleotides long. RefSeq lists its product as uncharacterized. The coding region runs from base 1 to 2151 and encodes 716 amino acids. Gene Ontology annotation, molecular function: mRNA binding; RNA polymerase II complex binding. The transcript has 7 exons. The record is from RefSeq and is a predicted model, not a curated record. Gene Ontology annotation, biological process: termination of RNA polymerase II transcription. NCBI's taxonomy places the organism in Eukaryota, Fungi, Ascomycota, Sordariomycetes, Xylariales, Hypoxylaceae. Gene Ontology annotation, cellular component: cytoplasm; mRNA cleavage factor complex.
AUGUCGCACGAAUCCGAGUCCGAGGCUGUGGCCGCCGAUUUCCGUGACGCUCUCGACGACCUCGCCGGUUUUGCUCGCGCUGAAAUCAAUAACCUUACUCUAAUCGCAAGAGAGAAUACUGAGCAUGCCCUCGCUAUCUCUGGAGCUCUUCAAGAGCACAUCAAGCGAGUCGUUCCUCAAAAGAAACUCCCAGCUUUGUAUGUCCUUGACAGCAUUGUCAAGAAUGUGGGCACACCAUAUACGAUCUUCCUUAGCAAAAGGCUCUACCAGACAUUCAUGGAUGCCUACGCUUCGGUUGACAUGGCCACCCGGCGGAAGAUGGACGAGAUGCUCAGGACGUGGAAGGAACCUGUGCAAGGCUCUCUCGAUAACCGACCUAUAUUCCCCCCAGACGUCACGCGACCCAUCGAGAACGCCCUGAUUAAGGCAAGAACGACUAUGCUACAGGCACAGCAGGAGUACACGAGGAAUCAGCAGCAACUGCUUGGUCGUGGGAGACCAAUGAGUCGGGGUGUGCCUUAUCGUGAAACCCCUACCCCUCCAAAUGCCCAUACACCUCAAGCCAAUGGCUAUCCACCGACUUCAAUGCCCGCAGUCAAUGGCUCUUCCCAUACUAAUCCCACUCCGGUAGCACAACCCAGCUACUCACAACAUCCGACUCAUAUACCCCCACAGUCUCGAUCUACGCCACAACCAACACAGGCCCAAAUGGCCUAUCACCAUCCUCAGCUAGGAGGUUAUGGCACACCACAGGUUGGAAUCAGCGUAGAAGCUUUAAAACAAGAUAUCCGUGGACUCAUCACUGCCUCCGAGUCUCAGUUGGCACAAAGUCCACAUGAACCUAGUAUACAGAAGAGACUGAAGGCUCUGGUGGAUUUACAAUCGAUUCUCCAGACGCAGAACCUGCCACAAGAUCAGAUAAUGCUUAUAAAGAACCAAAUAACUGAUCUUGCCGUGACCAUAAGAGCACCCCAGGUUUAUCCUGCCACUACACCUACACCCCUGCCACAAUCUGUAGCUGUAGCCCCUCCUCCAGCAGCGACUCCAAAGGUCUCUCUGGAUACUCUAUUCGGUGCAGGCACUUUGGCUGCUUUGGUGGCACGAAAUUCAGUGACACCACAGGCGUCUGCACCUUAUGUUCACCCCCCUCCCCCCGCUGCUAUACAUACCCCAGCUCAAAGAGUUGAGCCUCAGAAGCCUACUAUGACUCAACCGGCACCGCCCUCAGACCCUAAAGCACUGAUGGACAUGUUGAGGCAGGCCGGCCUACUUCCGACCUCCAACCCAGUGGGUACUUCAGCGACAGGCCCUCGCCCUCCCCCCUCAAAGUCAUACCCGCCCUCCCUAGCCAUUCUAGGAAUGGCUAAUAACAAUCAGCCCGACCGGCCUAUGACUAUUGAGGCAUUUACGCAAGACAUCAUCCUCCGGCCAUCGUCACUGAAGCAAUACCGCCCUCAUUUGCUUCCUUUCCUUUUUGGGUCUUUGGGGCCUCAGUGUACGCAGUGUGGGCGCCGGUUCACAAAAGAUGAAGAAGGCAAGAAACGGAAGACCGCCCACAUGGAUUGGCACUUCCACGUGAACCAACGAAUUGCCGACGCUGAGAAACGAGGGCAGCACCGAAGCUGGCUAGUCGACGAAGUGGAUUGGAUCAAAACGAGAGAAACCAUCGACGAGGAUCAUGUCGCUCCUCCCGGUGAUUCUAAUACUACCUCAGGCACCUUCGCUCCGAAGACACCCAAGAUACAGUACAUACCUGUCCCUGACGAUCCCAACUUGGCAAAUAGCGUGUGUAGCAUCUGCCAAGAGAAAUUCGAGACAAGAUGGCUAGAUGACGCUCAGGAGUUUGUGUGGGCAGACGCCAUGCAGACUGGCAAUAAGAUUUAUCAUGCCAGCUGCUAUCGAGAGGCGUUCAAGGAUGGCGGAAGUACGCCGGUGUAUGCAAGGGGUACACCGGAGCCAACAACCGGAAAUAAGAGGAAGGCUGAGGAAGAGUUGUCCUCCACACGAAGUAGGGGCAAGGGAAAGGCAUUCCCAUACGGCGCGCCCAGCUGCAGCACAACAGAUUCCAGCACGACAGAUUCCAGCCCGACAGAUUCCAGCCCGACAGCGUCCGGUACGACAGAGUCCAGCACGCUCACGCUUGUCUUAUAG